UUCAUCAUUCAGUGUGUGUCCUGACAAAGGCGUGGGCCAUAAGGAGGCUAAAGAGAAGUAAGAAAACUACAACACGUCGCCCUGAAAAUAAACUUUGGUGAACUGUGCAAAUGUUUUUCCCCCAGACGAAGCUUCUGACGAGCGCUGUGCUCAUUGUGAAUGUGAGAGGAUGCUGCUUUGUUACAGCUUGUUGAUGUGAUCAUCACGCUGUCAACAGGCUGUCGGCUGCUAACUUUGCAUUCGGAUGGCUCUCAUCGUACAGACUCUUCUGCUGUCUGCUGCUCGCGUUGCUCCUCCUCGACAGACCUUUUAUUUUCAUCAGUGUGAGGGACUUUAACCGGAAACCAAACUUUUUUGUUCGAACAUUUUUUUUUCUGGGUCAAAAGAAAAGAGGCGACCACUGGUGUCAUAAACUACACGGUUCCUUAUUUUUUUUUUUCAUUUAAGCCUACGCGUGCUAUCGGAAAUGUGUCAGCUGCCGACCAACAGGGAAGAAGUAAACACCGUCUGUCGAGGAUAAGGGCGAAGUCGAGUGAUUUCAGGCUAGUCACUACGCACGUAACGGAUUUUGCUCCUUUAUCAUGGAAGAUGUGAGUAAUUACGGUGCAAAAGAUGACCCCACUCAGUGUAAAUUGCCGAAGGUCUUGGGUAAGGCUGGCUGGAUAAAGAAGGCCCCCCGCAAACUGCUGGCAAGUUAUAAGGACCGCUACAUCCAUGUGGAAAAGAGUGAGAUUGUGGUGUAUGAGAAGGAGGACCUGCAGAACUGCUUAGAGAGGCUUGAUUUGGAAAACUAUGAUAAAUGUCAUGAAUUAAAGAGCCCCUUCAAGAAGAAGCACAGGCUGGUACUGAUUCGAUCACCCGAGUCUGGAAAUAAGGUCCAUGAUGUGAAGUUCCAGACUCAGACUGCAGAGGAGAAAGAAGCCUGGAUAAAAGCUUUGAAUGAAGGCAUCAGUCGAGCAAAGAACAAAGUCUUUGAUGAGGUGAAGAUUGAUGAAAGCUGUAAUUUAGAGCAUGUUACUCGAACAAGGCCCAAAGGGAACCGUAACAGGCGGCCACCGACCAGGAUACACAUGAAAGAGGUAGCUGUUAUAUCAUCUGAUGGUAUCCUGCGUUUGGAUCUUGAUCUUGAUAACGCCUUAAUGCCUAAUGGGACCCAUCAUGCCAGUGUUGAUGGUAGUAAUGCCUCCAAAGAGGCCAUCCAAGUCCCAACUGCCCCAUCUAGUGCCAGUGAAGCUACAGAGGAACAGUCAAGGGCAAGUGCUGAGGAGGAGGCUCAGACUGAGCAUGAGGUCAGUCCCCAGAAAAAGGACAUGAAACCACCGAUGCCCCCUAUCAAAGAGGCUAAAUCCAGUGCAGCACCUGACGAUGAACCUGAUAAGGAUGAUGGCCCAAGGAAGAAGGUCCUGAAGCCACCUAUGCCUCCAUCUAAAGAAGUCAAGCCCUGUUUUUCAUCUGUUGAAGAAGCUACAGAAAAGGCCAAAGCUGAGAUGAUGUCUGAAAAGAGUCCUGAUUCCAGGAAAAAGACAGGUCCACCACCAACCCCUCCCAACAAACCCAGCUCCAGCAGUUCCAUGAGCAACCUUGCAGAGGCCUCGCAGUCCAGGCCAAACUCCCAUCCUCCCACCCCUCCAUCAAAAGAGAAGAAACCCUCCCAUUCUGGUGUGGAGGCAGACGAAGAAGUGCCAGAGAACUGGUCCGACAAUGAGCCACAAACACCCACAGAGCCGCUCGAAAAGGACCCAUGUCCUCUUCUAACUACCAAGAAAGAGCCUGAGAAACUCUUUCAGCCUGGCUCGCAAUGCAUAGAGAAGGAAACAACUGAAACAGGUCUUACUGAAGAACAGGAUCCUACUGCAUUGCUGCAAACAGCCUCAGAUACCUCAGCCAGUUCUCCUCAGGAGGAGGAGGAGGAGGAGGAGGAGCUAGCCAAGAGUGAAGUCUCCUCGGUAACUGUCUUCUUGAGUGACCUGUCCACUGACAACCUCAGCCCAGUGCAAUGUCUUUUGCAUGGGAGGAAGAAUAAUAAUGCAGAGGAGAACUCUUUGCACAGUGGUCAGCACUCAGACGAUGACAGUGACAGCUCUGGGGUAGAAGACACAUUGGCGGUGUCCACAGCUGCACUGAGAGGAAGCCAUGCUGGUUUGGAUGUGUUAGAUGUCUGCGAGGAUGACAUUCAGAUCUCAGUUAAUUUAAGGCAGGCACAGGGCGCAACCAAGUCUCAGCCCUCACCUCUCAAACCCUCCACCAAGGCCAGGUCAGCCUCCAGUGGAGAUCUGCUGUCUAAUCCUUCAGUGUGUUUUCAGGUGAGACCGCAUACCAGGGCUGUGGCUGGAGAUGAUGGGGUUCUUGGUGAUAAUGUUGAGAUACUUGAGGCUGAAGUGUCUCUGGAGAUGGAAAAUGCAAGUGAGCUGCUAAGCAGAGUGUCCCAGUCACAGAGCGGAGAUGACGGGGAGGGCAUAUCGGAGAAUCUUCUGACCAAGGCCAUGGAAAAGCUGAAGAAGGCCGACCAAGUUCUCAGGGAGGUCAAGAAACUGAGACUUGCAAAGAACUUAAGCAAUAGAAAGAGCUGGUGAAUGUCAGAGCAGAUUGAUGAUUGAUAGCUGAUGAUUUGGAAAUGACCAUUUGCCAAAUCCCUAUCUUGAACAAUUACUUUGUAGUCAUAGCUUAGAAGUAAUUGUGAUAAAUAAUAAAUUAAAUGGUGUGAUUGUCUUCUCUAAGCAUAUGCUGCAAUCACUAGCAUCCAUGGAUAACUAGCUUAACUAACACAGUGUUACAAAGCAGAAAACAUUCUAGACAAGCACAUCUACUUUGUACUGUUUUCCCACUGUGUGGAGGCUUGUUCUGGAUACUAUUAAAUUUGAGGCUGAUGUUAGUGGAUUUGCCCCACUUGUUAUUGGAUUGGGAAAGUUUUUGCAGCAACUGCAGUCAAAGUUAGUGCAAUUUGCCAGAUCCAUCCUCAAAGUCUUGUCCCUUGUUAUGUUAAAAUUAAAUUGUUUUAUUUGAACAGACAGAGCUUCUGAUCAUUAUCCUGAUAGCUAGCAGAUAAAAUCUGCCUGCUACAGUGAUGAAUAGAAAGAGAAUGGCUUUUAUCUUCCUUUGUCUAAAAUCAAAGACCUCCUGAUUCAAGAAUGACUUCAAUUUCAAAUGGUUAUAAUUUUAACAUCAGUUAAAAGGGUCAGAGUUUAGCACAUGAUCAAAUGUUGUACUUAUGCAGAAUGACACAUCUCAUUUCUGAAGGUUAUGCAGCACAUGCAACUGUUAACUCGUAAUUAAUUAAGUGCACUUAAUUCUAGUAUAACUUUGUCUGCAGCUGAAGGUAAUGCUUAUGUUCUACUGUGUAUUGUUUUUGUUCUAUAUAAAAUAUUAGACAUUCAAGAAAAAUUACUUGAAAGCUAAUUUGAAAAUGUAUAAUAUAAUGGAAAAAUAACAGUAUUGUCAGAACUCAAAGAAAGUUCUAAAAAUGUUAAUACCAGAUUACACAAAUGUACAACAGUAGUUUACUUUGUGUAUUCAAGGGGAUUUUACUCCUAUUUUCAGAUUCCUUGUUUUUCCUGGCAAUUUGUAUGAGAGAAUGUAUGAUGUACAUAUUUUAUGCUUUUACCACAGCAUAUGCGUUUUAUUGUUGAAGAAAGAUGCAAACAUAGCUCAGGAGUUUUAUGAAAUUAAUCUCUUCAGACUAAUUAUGUGAAUAAAGCAAAAUGAACAACUGCUCCUCCACAUCAAUUGCAGAUUCAUAUUAAUGUUUUUCUUACUGAUAUUAUACAUCUCACAGAACAACAAGUUCGUAGCAGCCCUCACAGGCUGAAUCGUGGCCUCGGAAGAAUUUUCUGUGCUUUUUUUGUCGUUAAGUCAUUAAGAUUUAUGUCAUUAAGAGUAUGUAAGAAUAUUUUCUAACAUUAUAUAUAAUUUAGUACUCUUUGAUAAAAUUUUCUAUUCCCCAAAUAAAGAAAGGGAAACUAUC
Messenger RNA from Scatophagus argus, 3961 nucleotides. It is a transcript of the gene plekho2, whose product is annotated as pleckstrin homology domain containing, family O member 2. Lineage: Eukaryota; Metazoa; Chordata; Actinopteri; Scatophagidae. The record is from RefSeq and is a predicted model, not a curated record. Gene Ontology annotation, biological process: macrophage apoptotic process. The coding region runs from base 582 to 2573 and encodes 663 amino acids. The transcript has 7 exons.